UUAUUUUCGGUUUGUAAAAGAAGGUCGAAUCCUCUCACUCAUACGACGUGAGUACACUUUUGUGUCGACCCGACCGUCAUUUGGUCACGAUACUGGCGCGUGGAUUUUACAAACGUAGAGUCAGUCCACGAUGUAAACAACCGCAUCUGUAAUAUAGACGAACGAACACACUUAAACUUGUUAGUCUUUACUUGUUGUUUUCCAAAACAGUUGUUUCGAAUCUAGUGCAUCUCCUAUUUCACGCUAUGUUAACUGAAAGCAAUCUUCAAAAGCUAGAUGCAGCGCACCAAAGCUCUAGCUAUAACAUGAAUAAGCUUUGCCGGCAAGUGUCGAUCGAGUCCCCGGCUGGCGCAAGCAGCGAAUGCGUCUUCAACUUCGAAGUCCCGGUCCCAGAAGUGCCCCCAAAUGGGGCCCGCAUUCGGGUGGUGUGUGCCGGCGCUUGCUACCGAAUGCGCAACCGAUCGCCAUCAACCACCAGCAUUUCAUCGGUCCAGUCGACCGAAGAGUCGUAUUAUUCGGGGAACCACGGCAUCCGGGACGGCGCCCUCUUUCCCGGCUACGAGGUUUCUGGAAUAAUCGACGCGCUUGGGAGCGAAGUCACACCAACGGGAGACAUUGCUGUGAACAAGCGGGUGAUCCUGUACCCUUACGACGGGAUCCCGCACGGCUAUGCCGAAUAUAUCGUGGUCCACGACGUUUCCUUCCUGGUCCCAAUCCCCGAUAACUUACCGCUGGGGGUCGCGGCCAUGCUGCCGACUGGGGCCCUGCUGGCCAAAAGCGCCGUCUUCACAGCGCACAAAUACGUGACCGAUUUGCUGAAAACACGGGCCGAUGACCAGAUUUGUAGGAUUUUGAUCGUGGGGACUGGAGGACUGGCACUUUGGGCGAUACGUAUCGCGGAGCACCAUUUCAAGUGCAAGGACAGGGUACAGAUAACUGUGGCGAGCCUCAAGGACGACGGAUUCAAACUUGCCAACGAAUUGGAAAAUAUAACUCUAGUCCAGUGGAACGAAGAAGUGCACGAAAAACAGCUGAUCGACAGGACGAAGGACGCCUGCAAGGGGCUGGUGGACAUAGUCAUUGAUUUCGGGACCACGUCCCGAUCGCUGCACAGGUCCUUGCAGUGUCUCAAUACCGGCGGGGUCGUGCUCGUGAGUGAGGAAGUCGCCGAGCGUUUGUUGCCAAAAUUCUCCACGUUAAUUAACAAAACCAAUCAAAAAAUUGAAGCCGUGUCGGGCGGUUCCAUCGAACAGCUCAAGGAAGUUGUAGCGCUUGUGGCUUCAGGCGAGAUUAUACCGCCUCCACACACCGAGUUUUCGGCAGAGGAAGCCUCGACAGUUGUGCAAAAGCUUUGCCGGUCUGAGAUACCCGGACGGGCUAUACUCCGUUUUCAGAACAUCCAGUAACUGGCGGAUAAUUAUUUUUUACGUUUUGUCUAUUACACCUGCAGAGAGUAUUCCAAUGAAGGCCGAUGAGUUGACAAAAUAUUUGGUUGCUGGUUGCACCAUCGGUAUUCGUAUUUUCGUGAUCCAAAGUAUUUAUGGCUAAAUUUUAAGUAUUAAAGAAUUCUAGUGUGUACAAAAGCAAAUUAAAAGGUUUUUAUAGUAUUAUAUAAACUGUAUAUGCAUUUACGUUCAGUAUCACUUCAAAUUUUCGCAUUUGGUUAAGUUUUAUCUUUGUUUCACUGUAUUAUUGUGUAAAUAUUUUAUUAAUAUAUUGUAUUAAAUAUA
This is a messenger RNA of Tribolium castaneum (red flour beetle), 1730 nucleotides long. It is a transcript of the gene Drat, whose product is annotated as Death resistor Adh domain containing target. The transcript is spliced from 6 exons. Lineage: Eukaryota; Metazoa; Arthropoda; Insecta; Coleoptera; Tenebrionidae. Gene Ontology annotation, molecular function: oxidoreductase activity. Bases 246 to 1406 code for a protein of 386 amino acids. The record is from RefSeq and is a predicted model, not a curated record.